AUGGAUUAUGAUAUGCAGGGUACUCAAAACUAUGGCCCAGGACCACAAGGCUCCGGUUUUGGUGGCAAUGGUGGUGGUAAUGGACAAGAGUACGUGGUUUUCGAUAGGUCCACUGAGGGGUUUUCUAAAGGCACUUUGGAUAGAUCUACUGCAGCAAAAUUGAAAUUAGAACACUUUUAUAAACUUGAAAAAGAGGACUGUUCGGAAGAACGAAAGAACAGACAACUUCAGUCACUUGGACGUAAAGAAUCGAAUUUUUUAAGACUUAAAAGAACAAGGCUGGGGUUAGAAGAUUUUGAUACAGUCAAAGUGAUCGGUAAAGGCGCGUUUGCCGAACGUGAUGUUCUUGCCGAAUCGGAUUCUCCAUGGGUGGUUCAAUUAUAUUAUUCUUUCCAAGAUGCAUCAUAUCUUUAUCUUAUUAUGGAAUUUCUACCCGGGGGUGACUUGAUGACCAUGUUAAUUAAAUACGACACUUUUUCGGAGGAUGUAACAAGAUUUUAUAUUGCUGAAUGUGUCCUGGCCAUUGAGGCAAUCCAUAAAUUAAAUUUCAUUCAUCGAGAUAUUAAGCCUGAUAAUAUUUUGAUUGAUAAAGAUGGUCACAUUAAAUUAUCUGACUUUGGUCUUUCUACGGGUUUUCACCGAACACACGACUCUCAAUACUAUCAACGACUUUUGGAUGGAAAUCUCAAUAGUGCUGGUCAUAGACAAUUAGGCAGUGAAGCUAAUAUUAACUUAACAUUGUCAAGUAAAGACAGAAUCGCUACAUGGAAAAAAAAUCGAAGAGCAUUGGCUUAUUCUACUGUAGGUACUCCUGACUAUAUUGCACCCGAAAUUUUCCUACAGCAGGGCUAUGGUCAAGAAUGUGAUUGGUGGUCACUCGGUGCUAUUAUGUUUGAAUGUCUGGUUGGUUAUCCUCCGUUCUGUAGUGAAAGCGCCCAUGAAACUUACCGAAAAAUUAUUAACUGGCGAGAUCAAUUAUAUUUUCCUGAUGAUGUUCAUUUGAGCCCUGAGGCUGAGGAUUUAAUUCGGCGUCUUAUCUGUGCGCCUGAACAACGUCUAGGUCAACGUGGUGCCGAUGAAAUUAAAUCACAUCCAUUUUUUGCUGGAGUAGAUUGGGAGACUAUUCGUAAUAUUGAGGCACCAUUCGUUCCUAAUCUGAAAUCAAUCACUGAUACUAGCUACUUCCCUACAGAAGAUCUGGAAAAGAUUCCUGACACACCUCAGACAACUGGUACGCCAUAA
Molecule: messenger RNA, 1242 nt
Organism: Racocetra fulgida
Lineage: Eukaryota; Fungi; Glomeromycota; Glomeromycetes; Diversisporales; Gigasporaceae
Source: the annotation of a GenBank genome assembly